Molecule: messenger RNA, 597 nt
Organism: Cordyceps militaris CM01
Lineage: Eukaryota; Fungi; Ascomycota; Sordariomycetes; Hypocreales; Cordycipitaceae
Exons: 1
Coding region: 1-597 (198 amino acids)
Source: RefSeq, a predicted model, not a curated record
AUGCAACUUCUCCAGCCAUACCUUGGCGCCCUUAUCUCAGCGUCUCUGAUUGCUUCGCUGCCCUUGUCCUCGCGCGGUGGCUUGCUAUCCCAAGAUCCCCAAAGCUACGGCAGCCGCCUGAUGCGCGAUCCCGUCUCUGCUGCUGAGCGAGGCAGUUUCGCCCACCCCAUUGACACCCAAGAUGAGCAUGCGGCACGAGGGGACACCGACCCAGACCUCGAUGAUGACGACCCCGAUGAUGACGACCUCGACGACGACGAGGAGGAUCUCAUCCCCGGCGAUCUCCUCGAAGGCGACAGCGACUCGGGCGGCGAGAGCGACACCGGAAACGACGCCGUGUCCGUGGCCAACGGGCUGCUCGGCAGCGGCGGCGCCGGCAGCGCCGCGCUCAACAACCGCACGUCGGGCUCGACGGCCGUCUUCUGCAGCCUGUUUGCCUGCGCGUCGGCCGCGCAGUCGGACGGCAAGGUCAGCACCAGCGCCACAGGGGUGUCGACGAUUGACGCCCGUCGCGGCGGCCCUCUUGUCAGCGUCAAGGGGCCGCUCGUCGUCAUCAACGUGUCGCGCACAUCGUCGGUCCGCAAGACUUUGGGUUGA